Messenger RNA from Drosophila yakuba, 2386 nucleotides. RefSeq names its product sodium channel protein Nach. Gene Ontology annotation, cellular component: membrane. Bases 1 to 1599 code for a protein of 532 amino acids. The record is from RefSeq and is a predicted model, not a curated record. Gene Ontology annotation, molecular function: ligand-gated sodium channel activity. The transcript is spliced from 6 exons. NCBI's taxonomy places the organism in Eukaryota, Metazoa, Arthropoda, Insecta, Diptera, Drosophilidae. Gene Ontology annotation, biological process: sodium ion transmembrane transport.
AUGGCGUUCAAGAAGCGGCGCAUCUUCGACUUGCGCCACGUUCAGGCCCAACAGAUGGCCACCAACGCCAGUCGCAGACGCAGUCAUCCCACCCACAACCAAUCACACAAUCCCAUCCAUUCCCAACAUCGUUUUCGCCAAAUCGGGGAAUGGUUCACCGAGAACAUGCGCAACUACUGCGAGACCACUUCGCUCCACGGAUUCAAUUACAUCACCCGACAGGACAUCAGUCGCAACGAGCGAUGGUUCUGGCUGGUGGUUGUGAUCCUGGCCAUCAUUACCUCUAUUGUGCUGGUGGUGGUGUCCUGGUACUGGAGCCAGGAAACCCCAACGGUGACCGUUAUCGAAAGCUCGCACUUUCCCACCUGGAACAUUCCGUUUCCCGCCGUCACCAUAUGCAACUUCAAUAAGAUAUCGAGGAGCAAGGCACUUACCUUGCUGGACCAAAUGCAAGUUCCGGCUGGAGUCAACAGAUCCGAGCUGCACAACCUCUUCAAUCUGACACUUUUGCCCGUGGAUUCCAUGAUUAGCAAUGAUUCGCUGCAGAUCUACGAUCGGAUUUUGAGCCUCAACAACCUUACGCUCACAAGACUCACCCAGCAACUGUCGCCGGACUGCAUCGAGAUGAUCUCCAGCUGCAUUUGGAAGGGCAUCAAUACGCGAUGCGACAGUCUCUUCCAACGCAUAGAUACCAUGGAGGGCCAGUGCUGUACUUUCAACUACUUCGGCGGUAUCAGCAACAAUUUUCCAGAGAAAAUUGCGUACCAGGUGCCAAAGCGGCCAUAUCGCGUUACGGGUUGCGGCUAUCCCACGGGUCUCUCGGUUCUGCUGAACCCCAUGAUAUCGGACUACUAUGGAACCUUCUUCAGUGGCUAUGGCUUCCGCUUGCUCCUCCACGACGCCUAUAACUUUCCGGAUGAGAACUCGGAGACCAAGGUGGUCACCACCACGAGGGAGAGCUUUGUGAGAAUAAAUCCGGAGUCCACCUACGCCACCAACGAUAUUCGCCGCAUGGAUCUCUCGCUGAGGAACUGCCUCUUUGGCAGCGAGCGGACGAUGCACGGCCUCAGGCGCUACUCCUUCAUCAACUGCAUGUUCGAGUGCCGGGUCCGGAUGACCGUGGACCACUGUGGUUGUCUACCGCCGUACGUUUACAACAACGGCAGCUACCAAGUUUGCGGUGUGCUGCAAACCAACUGCAUGAUUCGAAGCAAAAGAAUCUUUUCCCAUGCCCUGGCCAAUUUGAACUUUUCGCUCUCAAUUAUCCGGAAGACGGAUAGCUUUCCCUGCGGAUGUCUGCAGGACUGCCAGUCGAAUCAUUAUGUUUCCGAGAGUACUACGGGCCGACUGGACAUAAGCUACUUUGCCAACCGGCCAACUUUUAACAAUUCCACAGAUAUGAUACUGCUCCAUGUGUUCUUCAGCGACCUAAUGAGCACCAGAUAUCGAACGGACAUCUUUCAGAACUGGCUGUCCGCCUUGGCUUCAUUUGGCGGCUUGCUGGGACUAAUUAUGGGAUUCAGCAUAGUGACGGCAUUCGAGUUCAUUUACUUCCUUACCUUUAGGCCAGUUUUCAACUACAUCAACCGGGCGGACUAGAGUGCCAGCUCCCAGCCAUCUUCGCACACCCCAUUGCACUCCACUUGACACGCUUUCAUUAGAGCUCUGAUUUCUGAUUGAUGAGCAGCAACUAGCACUAUAAAUCGUCUGCACUCGAGCACUCUUCAAACACAAUGGCUCGAGUGGAGGAGUCCCACUAUCGGCGCUUGUUCCGAGAGUUUCUGCGCCAGAGUUACAUCAAUGGCCUGCAUCCGUUCCUCUAUCAUUCACCCGUCCGAUAUGCCAAGUGAGUUAAAAGCGCUACUAUAGACAUACGGCCCCAGUGAAGAGGUUGGGUAAAUGUGCUUUGAAUUUCCAUUACUCUGUAUAUCUCUGUAUUCGAAACAACCGUCGUGGACUGAGAUAAACUGAACAAACUGAGCAAAUGUGUAUUUAAUUUCUAUCUGGUGGAUACCUCUUUAGGGAAUGUAUCUUCUUAUUUAAGAAUAUCCUGAGCUACCUAUCUCCCACUUGCAGAGCUGUCUGGCUGGCUCUGCUCACCGCCAUUGUGAUAUACACCCACAUCGUGAUCGCUGACCUCAUCCUGGAGUACCUGGUGCAGCCCACCGAGAUCCACAUGGCCCCCGACCUGGUGCAUGUGGCCAACAGCCCCUUUCCGGCGGUUGGAGUGUGCACCUCCAACAAAAUCAGUGGACGCCUACUACGUGGUUAUGCCGAAAAGCUGUGAGUACUUUAUUAGAGUCGCUUAGUCGAAGUAGCCCAGGCUCUUGACCUCGGUGACCAUGGCCAAGAUGGAGUCAAGCAGCUCUUCGCUGGCGGGAACGAU